This is a messenger RNA of Pichia membranifaciens NRRL Y-2026, 1710 nucleotides long. RefSeq lists its product as hypothetical. Gene Ontology annotation, molecular function: ATP hydrolysis activity; ATP binding; ATP-dependent protein folding chaperone. The transcript has a single exon. Gene Ontology annotation, cellular component: chaperonin-containing T-complex. Gene Ontology annotation, biological process: protein folding. The record is from RefSeq and is a predicted model, not a curated record. NCBI's taxonomy places the organism in Eukaryota, Fungi, Ascomycota, Pichiomycetes, Pichiales, Pichiaceae. Bases 52 to 1635 code for a protein of 527 amino acids.
UGAAAGAGCUGAUUCAUUAUCAAAAGCCACUAGAUAGUUUCAGUUGUUAAAAUGCAAGCUCCUGUCGUUUUUUUGAACACAUCCACACAGAGACAAUCGGGUAGAGAAGCCCAGAUUCAAAACAUCACAGCUGCAAAAGCAGUUGCAGAUAUCAUCAGAUCAUGUCUUGGACCUAAAGCCAUGCUUAAGAUGUUGCUAGAUCCUAUGGGGGGCAUAGUGUUGACCAACGACGGACAUGCAAUUUUGAGAGAAAUUGAUGUUGCGCACCCUGCUGCAAAGUCAAUGAUUGAAUUAAGUAGAACACAAGACGAAGAAGUUGGAGACGGUACGACCUCUGUUAUUAUAUUAGCGGGUGAAAUUCUUGCACAAACAUACCCUUACAUUGAAAAAAACAUUCAUCCAGUUGUUAUCAUUCAAGCAUUGAAACAGGCCUUGAGCGACGCUUUGGAAAUUAUUCACAAAGUCUCCAUGCCAAUCGAUUUGACAAAUGAUGCGCAGUUAAUCAAGUUGAUUUCUGCUUCCAUUGGAACCAAAUAUAUUGCCAAAUGGUCUGAUAAGAUGUGCAAAUUAUCACUGCAAGCGGUCAGAAAUGUGAUGGUAGAAGAUGGAGACUACAAGGAGAUUGAUUUGAAGAGAUACGUCAAAGUUGAGAAGAUACCAGGUGGAGAAAUUGACGAUUCUGUGGUUUUGGAUGGUAUCUUGUUGAACAAGGAUGUCGUUCACCCAAAGAUGAAAAGAAACAUCGAGAAUCCAAAAAUCAUAUUAUUAGAUUGUCCACUUGAGUAUAAGAAAGGUGAAUCACAAACCAAUAUCGAAAUUACCAACGAGUCAGACUGGAACAGAUUACUAGAAAUUGAGGAAGAGCAAGUUAAACUAAUGUGUGAAAAGAUUUUGGAACUCAAGCCAGAUUUGGUUAUAACGGAGAAAGGGGUUUCUGACUUAGCACAACACUAUCUCUUAAAGGGGGGUUGUACAGCGUUAAGAAGAGUCAAGAAAUCUGAUAAUAAUAGAAUCGCAAGAGCUAGUGGUGCGACGAUCGUGAAUAGAGUUGAAGACUUGAAAGAAAGUGACAUUGGUACCAAGUGCGGACUAUUUGAAGUGAAGUUAAUCGGUGAUGAAUACUUCACGUUUUUGAUUAAAUGCCAAGACCCAAAAGCAUGUACCGUCCUCUUAAGAGGUCCUUCUAAAGAUAUUCUAAACGAAAUUGAAAGGAAUUUACAGGACGCAAUGGCCGUUACAAGAAAUGUCUUCUUUGAGCCAUCUUUAUCUCCUGGUGGAGGUGCCACAGAAAUGGCAGUCUCUGUUGGUUUGGCUGAGAAAUCAAAAACUAUCGAAGGUGUCCAGCAGUGGCCAUACCAAGCCGUUGCCGAUGCUUUUGAAGUGAUUCCAAGAACCCUUAUUCAAAACUGCGGUGGUAAUGCGAUUAGAGUCCUUUCGCAACUGAGAGCCAAACACGCCAAUGGCGAACAUACAUGGGGUGUCGAUGGCGAUAACGGUAAGAUUGUCGACAUGAAUGAAUACGGUAUCUGGGAGCCUGAAGUCAUCAAGCAGCAAAGUGCUAAGACUGCCAUCGAGAGUGCUUGCAUGUUACUUCGUGUGGACGAUAUCGUCAGUGGUGUUCGUCAACAACAGUAGUCUUUAUACGUACAUAUACCUGUAUAAUAACAGUAGCUUUCACCAUUGUAUCAUCACCUAUUCAUCAUUCUGUCU